UUUUGAGACUGGCAUUUUUUCCCACUUAAAUAUGUUAAGAUGCAUCCCUGUUGUUUUGUGAUUUAGUAAUUUUUUUUAAAUAAACUAUGUCUUAGAAAAGUUUUAGAAAAAUUGCAAAAAUAGUACCUUAUACCUACAUCUUCAUCAUUAGCAUCUUACAUUAGCAUGGUACAUUUGUUGUAAUUAAGUAAAGUCUAUAAUUUAUUCAAAUUUCAUUUUACCCCUAAUGUCCUGUCUCUAUCCCAGGAUUCCACCCAGGAUACCACAUUACAUUUAGUCUUCAUGUAUAUUUAGGCUACUCCAAGAGUGCAUUCUUAGAUUUUUAAGAAACUGCAAAGUAUUUUUGUUUUUUGUUUUUAUUUUAGAGAGAGAGGAAGGGAGAGUGUGAGAGAAACAUUGAUCAGUUGCCUUCUAUUUGUGCCCCAACCAGGGAUCAAACCUGCAACUUCAUUUUAGUUUUAACUUGCCUUUCCUUAAUGACCAAUGAUGUUGAACAUCUUUUCAUGUACUUAUUUGUCAUCUAUAUAUCCUCUUUGGUGAAAUGUCUGGUCAUGUCUUUUGUCCAUUUUCUAAUCAAAUUACCUUUUUGUUACACUGUUGAGUUUUGAGAGUUCUUUAUACAUUCUAUUUGGAAAUGUUGUUUGUAAAUAUUUUCUCCCAGUCUGUAGCAGAAAGUACCAAACCCUAUACAAUGGUAUUUCCUAUACAUACUUUCCUAUGCUAAAGUAUAAUUUAUAAAUUAGACACAAUAAAACAUUAAAAACAAUAACUAAUAAAUAGGACAAUUAUAAUAAAAGUUAUGUGAAUGUGGUCACUCUCUCAAAAUAUCUUAUUGUACUGUACUUAUUUUCUUCUUGUGAUGGUGUGAGAUGAGGUGGGUGAUGAUACAAUGCAUACGUGAUGAGAUGAAGUGAGGUGAAUGACAUGAAGUGAGAUGAAUGGCGUAAGCACUGAAAUAGCAUUAGGCUACUAGAGGAUAACUUGAACAUAAGCACUGUGAUACUAUAAUAGUUGAUCUUAUAACCCAGAUGACUACCAAGUGAGUAAGUGCAGGUAGCAUACACAGUGUGCAUAUGCUGGACAAGGUGAUAAUUCACAACCUAGGCACAAUUGAGUGGGGCUGCACAAGACUUCAUCACACUAUGCAGAAGGGCAGGUAAUUUAAAAGGUACGAAUUGCUUAUUUCUGGAACUUUCCACUUAAUAUUUUCAGACGGUGGUUGACAGAAACUGGAAAGUGAAACCUUGGAUAAGGGGGCGAUGGGGGAACUACUGUAUUACUAUGUUAACAAUCUUUUCCUGCACGAUUCUUCCAGUGGUAGCAUUUAUGGGCAAGGGAGAAGUCAUGGACUGUCAGUGAUACUGAUGCUCUGCUGCCCCCCUCAGCCGGCUCUUGGCCAACAAGUUUCUCUUGAUCAUUUAACCAGUGCAGUUAGUUGCUUUUAUUAAGGGUAAGCCAGGGGAAGGUGUCAUAUCAAAAAGGUGUGUUGGGGAAGAACUCAGCAAUAGGGGCAAUGGUAGAACAGAUGCAAAUAUUCAUUCAGGUUGCUAAGCAUUACCAAGUUCUGAAACCAUUGCCAUGAUUUCUGCAAGUUAAAAUUCCACAAUUUUGGCUAAUUAUGGUAUUCAUAUCCUGCUAGUUUAUUCCUAACAAUAGAACAUUCAUUUUAUUGGAAGAGAGUCUAUGUUAUUAUAAUCAUUAAUUAAUUUAAAAAGUUGUAUAUGAAAGAGAUGGAGAUGUUUUUCUUGGUGCCUAGAAGGUAUAAGGAGAUGUUUCUCCGCAUACAGUUUGCCUGGUUCCUAAUUGAUGAAGAUGUGCCAGGCCGUGGGAUGAAAUGGUCUGUGGGAAGGGUGGUGCUUGAUGUUAGUUGUUCAUUUACAGGUAGCUUUUGAAAAUGGCUGCCUCUCAUUUCACCGGGCUCACAGCUGUUGCUGAUGUAAUUAAAGAUCUAGACACUCAGAUAGCUUUGAUUGGUCUUGGUCCUCAUACCUCCAGGAAGAAACAGGAUCUCGAUAAGCUCUAUGAGCUGAAGUCCAAAGCUCGGCAGAUUAUGAACCAGUUUGGCCCCUCAGCCCUCAUCAACCUGUCCAAUUUCUCAUCCAUAAAACCGGAACCAGCCAGCACCCCUCCACAAGGCUCCAUGGCCAAUAGCACUACAGUGGUAAAGAUACCAGGCACGCCUGGGUCUGGAGGGCGUCUCAGCCCUGAAAACAAUCAGGUGUUGACCAAGAAGAAAUUACAAGACUUAGUAAGAGAAGUGGAUCCUAAUGAGCAAUUGGAUGAAGAUGUAGAGGAGAUGCUGCUGCAGAUUGCUGACGAUUUUAUCGAGAGUGUAGUGACAGCAGCCUGCCAGCUUGCUCGGCAUCGCAAGUCCAGCACCCUGGAGGUGAAGGACGUCCAGCUGCACCUAGAAUCCCUCUGCAGGGUUACUGUUACUCAGCUUAGCUGAUUGCUGAGAUUCGUCCCCCCUGACCCUUGUCUGAGGGUCACACUGCACCCUGACCCUGCCUGCCAGUCCCCUUAUCUCUGUGCUGGCCUCUUCCUUG
Messenger RNA from Myotis lucifugus (little brown bat), 2546 nucleotides. RefSeq names its product TATA-box binding protein associated factor 12 (gene TAF12). Gene Ontology annotation, cellular component: SAGA complex; transcription factor TFIID complex; SLIK (SAGA-like) complex. Gene Ontology annotation, biological process: RNA polymerase II preinitiation complex assembly; DNA-templated transcription initiation. Gene Ontology annotation, molecular function: protein heterodimerization activity; DNA binding; TBP-class protein binding. The coding region runs from base 1895 to 2449 and encodes 184 amino acids. The transcript is spliced from 5 exons. The record is from RefSeq and is a predicted model, not a curated record. NCBI's taxonomy places the organism in Eukaryota, Metazoa, Chordata, Mammalia, Chiroptera, Vespertilionidae.